Malaclemys terrapin pileata is the source of this 3726-nucleotide messenger RNA. RefSeq names its product potassium voltage-gated channel subfamily H member 3 (gene KCNH3). Lineage: Eukaryota; Metazoa; Chordata; Testudines; Emydidae. Gene Ontology annotation, cellular component: membrane. Gene Ontology annotation, biological process: potassium ion transmembrane transport; regulation of membrane potential. The record is from RefSeq and is a predicted model, not a curated record. Gene Ontology annotation, molecular function: voltage-gated potassium channel activity.
CGGCUCUGCGCGGGGCGCUGGGGGACCCCCCGGCUCUGGCAGGACAGGGGCUCGGUCUCCGCCGCUUGGCCGAGGGGGGGUCGGGUUACCUGCAGAUUUAAUCCGCACCCCCCCGGGGGGGGCGGCUCCGCGGCAGGAUGGAGGGAGCCUUCCCCGCGUCCUGACAUGCCCGCGGCCAUGCGGGGGCUGCUGGCGCCCCAGAACACCUUCCUGGACACCAUCGCCACCCGCUUCGACGGGACACACAGUAACUUCGUGCUGGGCAAUGCGCAGGUGCGCAGCACCUUCCCGGUGGUGUACUGUUCCGACGGUUUCUGCGACCUGACGGGUUUCUCGCGGGCCGAGGUCAUGCAGCGCUGCUGCGCCUGCACCUUCCUCUACGGGCCCGACACCAGCGAGCUCGUCCGCCAGCAGAUCCGCAAGGCGCUGGACGAGCGCCAGGAGUUCAAGGCCGAGCUGGUCCUCUACAGGAAGAGCGGUGCCCCCUUCUGGUGCCUCCUGGACGUGGUGCCCAUUAAGAACGAGAAGGGCGAGGUGGCGCUUUUCCUGGUCUCCCACAAGGACAUCACCGACAGCAAGAGCCGGCCGGGUGCCGAGAGCUGGAAGGAAGGUGGGAAGCGCCGGUUCAGCCGGGCCGGCGCCACAGGAUUCAAUGCCAACCGGCGCCGGAGCCGAGCCGUGCUCUAUCACCUCUCUGGGCACCUGCAGAAACAGGGCAGGAGCAAACACAAACUCAACAAGGGCGUGUUCGGGGACAAGCCCUCGCUCCCCGAGUACAAGGUGGCCGCGAUCCGGAAGUCUCCCUUCAUCCUGCUGCAUUACGGCGCCUUCAAGGCCGGCUGGGACGGGCUCAUCCUUCUGGCCACGCUCUAUGUGGCCGUGACGGUGCCCUACAGCGUCUGUGUCGGCGCCGGCUCCGACGAGGGGCUCCCGGCCGGCCGCGGCCCCCCCAGCGUCUGCGACCUGUGUGUGGAGAUCCUCUUCAUCCUGGACAUCGUGCUCAAUUUCCGCACCACCUUCGUCAGCAAGUCGGGCCAGGUGGUGUUCGACCCGCACUCCAUCUUCCUGCACUACCUCAGCACCUGGUUCCUGCUGGACCUGGUCGCCGCCCUGCCCUUCGACCUGCUCUACGCCUUCAAGGUCAACGUGUAUUUCGGGGCUCACCUGCUGAAGACGGUGCGGCUGCUGCGGCUGCUCCGGCUGCUGCCGAACCUGGACCGGUACUCGCAGUACAGCGCCGUGGUGCUGACGCUGCUCAUGAUCGUCUUCGCCCUGCUGGCCCACUGGGUCGCCUGCGUCUGGUUCUUCAUCGGCCAGCUGGAGAUCGAGAGCAGCCGCUCGGAGGUGCCGGAGAUCGGUUGGCUCCAGGAGCUGGCGCGGCGUCUCGAGACCCCCUACUACCUGGCGAGGAAGAGUUGCAGAUUCCCGGCCAACGGGACGGGCCUGGGGGGGCCCCCCGGAGCCAACUGCAGCUUCAACGGGAGCAACUGGGAGCUGCUGGGGGGCCCGUCUCUGCGCAGCUCCUACCUGACCUCGCUCUACUUCGCCCUCAGCAGCCUGACCAGCGUCGGCUUCGGCAACGUCUCGGCCAACACCGACACCGAGAAAAUCUUCUCCAUCUGCACCAUGCUCAUCGGGGCGCUGAUGCACGCCGUGGUAUUCGGGAACGUGACGGCCAUUAUCCAGCGCAUGUACGCCCGGCGCUUCCUCUACCACAGCCGCACCCGCGACCUGCGCGACUUCAUCCGCAUUCACCGCAUCCCCAAGGCACUCAAACAGCGCAUGCUGGAAUUCUUCCAGACCAGCUGGGCCCUGCACAACGGCAUCGACACCCACGAGCUGCUGCGGAGCCUGCCAGACGAGCUGCGAGCCGACAUCGCCAUGCACCUGAACAAGGAGCUGCUGCAGCUGCCGGUGUUCGAGGCGGCGAGUCGGGGCUGCCUCCGCGCCCUCUCGCUCAGCAUCAAGCCGGCGUUCUGCACCCCGGGCGAGUUCCUCAUCCGCCGUGGCGACGCCCUGCAGGCCCUCUACUUCGUGGGCUCCGGCUCCAUGGAGGUGCUGCGGGACGACACCGUCCUGGCCAUCCUAGGGAAGGGCGACCUGCUGGGCUGCGACCUCUCGGGCCAGGAGCGCGUGAUCAAGGCCAAUGCGGACGUCAAGGGCCUGACCUACUGUGACCUGCAGUGCUUGAGUCUGCGGGGGCUGGGCGAGAGCCUGGCGCUGUACCCCGAGUUCGCCCGCAAGUUCCGCCAGGAGAUCCGCGCCGAGCUCAGCUACAACCUGGGCAGCGCCGGGGCCCAGGCCGACACCAGCUCGCUGAACGGCGACAAUACCCUGCUGGAGGAGAAGGCGGCCGAGGCCGCGCAGGACGCCCCGGUGCCCCCGCCCCGCUCGCCAGCCGGCCCAGCCCUGGAGCCCGCCGAGGCACCGUCCAGCCCCCAGCUGCCCCCUGGCUGCCCCCCAUCAGCCGUGGGAGCCAAGCUGCUGUCGCCCAGGAGGGGCGGCCUGCCCCGGACGCGGCGCCUGCCACCCGCUGCCGGCCUCCACAGCCUGCCCUGGAUGGGCCCCCCCGACCUCAGCCCCAGGGUGGUGGACGGCAUCGAGGAAGACGCCUGCGGCUCGGAUAAGUCCAUGUUCAGCUUCCAGGUCGGCCCCUCGGGCCCCAACUGCAACAGCCCCUCCCCCAGGCCAGAGAGCGGGUUGCUCACCAUUCCCCUGGGCCCCGCGGAGCUGACGGGCGCCGACGCCAUCGAGAAGCUGCGGCAGGCGGUGGCCGAGCUGUCGGGGCAGGUCCUGCAGAUGCGCGAGGGGCUGCAGUCGCUGCGCCAGGCUCUGCAGCUCUUCCUGCUGUCCCAGCCGCCGGCUCCGCUCGCCCGCCCCGAGGGCACCGCCUCCUACGCGGCCUCGGCCUUCCCCGGCACCACCCUGCUGCAGCCGCUGCGCGUGGAGACGGGCAUCCCGGCCUUCUUCCUGCACAGCGCUGCGCCCGGCCCGUGUCUCAACGCAGCCUGCCCCCGCGCCCGGCCGGCGCCCCCCUGGGCCUGGGGCCCACCUGCCUCCCACAGCGCCCCGUGGACCUCAGCAGGGGGGACAGACACGGAGCUCGGCAGCACGUGGCCAGCGGCCGGCCCCAGGGACCUCACUGCUCCCACGGCAGCACCGGCCUCCCCUGGCCCCCAUGGACACUACGGGGCCACGCCCCCGCCACAGGCUCCGCCAGCCCCUGAGACGGACCCCCCGGGACCUCCAGCUCCGGCCGCUUUGCCUCUGCCCUGGGACCCGCCCGGCCUGGAGAUGGUGCUGCUGGGCUGCCACGGUGCCGUGAGUGCCCCCUGCUGGCCCCGGGAGGAGGGCACAGGCAUGUGAAGGCUGCACCCUCACACACAGUGGGAUUUUUCUGCCCCCCUGGAGAGCCAGGGGGCCUGGCUGGGCCGCACAGCCCCUGUAGGGAGCCCCCGCCGGCCACGGGCCUCGUUCCCAACCCAGCACUGCCGCUGGGGGCCGCCCCCCAUGAGCACUGCCACAAGGGGGCCAGCACAGGAGCUGCCCCCCGGAGCUUGUGGAAGAGCCGGGUUCCACCCGCCCCCGAGGGCACAGCCGGCGGCGAAGGGGCAGGGCCCCGCCUGGCCUGAGGAACGGGGGGGAGGCAGUGGGGGGCAGCCGGGCUUCCAGUCCAUAGGGCUUCCCCUCCCCCUCCCUUUUUACAUUAAAACAGCUGCAUUUUGA